Triplophysa rosa is the source of this 5035-nucleotide messenger RNA. RefSeq names its product neuroligin 3b (gene nlgn3b). Gene Ontology annotation, cellular component: synapse; cell surface; postsynaptic specialization membrane. Gene Ontology annotation, biological process: chemical synaptic transmission; modulation of chemical synaptic transmission; postsynaptic membrane assembly. Bases 586 to 3123 code for a protein of 845 amino acids. NCBI's taxonomy places the organism in Eukaryota, Metazoa, Chordata, Actinopteri, Cypriniformes, Nemacheilidae. The transcript has 8 exons. Gene Ontology annotation, molecular function: signaling receptor activity; neurexin family protein binding. The record is from RefSeq and is a predicted model, not a curated record.
UGUCUGGUUUGAAUGAGACGAGCCCUUGCUGCUUAUUCGCCGUAUUUACUUACUUAUUUAUUUAUUUUGUUUUGCUGCCGGUUUGUAAGAUCACUAGUGUCCCUUCGGUUGCCUGGCAACGCGCGUGGCAGUGGGCGCUCCUGACCUUGCGUCCGCGACCGCGCACAGAGCGCGCGCUUAAAAUAGACCCGGGGAGAUUGACGUUAAUUGAAAAUAAGAAAAACGCAAGAAGAGCAGAGCGUCGUUCACACGGCUCGACGGGAAAAAGGGAGGCACGUUGGAUGGUGAGAAUGUUGAGAUAUGAGAUUAUCACAGUGCAAGCUCGGAUGCGAUACCGGCUGAGAGAUUCGGCAGGGUUGUGCUCAAAUGGCCUUAAUUCUGGAAAAAUGAACACCAUUACCUGCUGAAAUACUCAACCAAUAGAAUGGAGUGCUUGGUGUUGGACACCUGGUUAUGGAGACGCCCACUGGAUCUACCUGCACGUAUGCCGUGUGUUUGAGCGCUAGAGUUUAAUUUCAUAGAAGCUGUAAGCGUAAAUCAGAGAUUUAUUAGUAUCAACGUGUGUGUGUCUUGUUAAGAGGGACCAUGUGGCACACACAGUCAUCAGCUUACCUGCCGCCUACCCACCUGCUCUGCCGACCUCUGACUUUUGCCCUGUGUUGGCUUCUUGUGUGGUUAAUGCGGUCAGUCUCCAUGGCAACAGCGCUGACCUACCAGCCCACAGUAAACACAGCACUUGGCAGACUUAGGGGCAUGCGGGUUGCUGUGGCGACAGAGGGUCUGGGCCCUGUGGAUCAGUACCUGGGUGUGCCUUAUGCUGCGCCACCUGUGGGAGAGAAACGCUUCAUGCCGCCCGAUGCGCCGUCAGCCUGGUCCGGCGUUCGAAACGCCACUCGCUUCCCUCCCGUCUGCCCGCAGACCAUUCGCAACGCAGUCCCCGACAUCAUGAUGCCGGUGUGGGCCACCUACAACCUUGACACGGUUGCUACAUACCUGCAAGAGCAGAGUGAAGACUGUCUGUAUCUGAAUAUAUACGUACCCACACAACGUGGCACAAAGAGACCAGGCGACAUGUCAGCUGACACAGAGCGCACAGAGGAUGAUGGGCUUCGGGACUCUCGCGAUGACCCCCGUCCUGUGAUGUUGUUUAUUCAUGGUGGCUCGUACAUGGAGGGCACUGGGAAUAUUAUGGACGGCAGUGUGCUGGCCAGUUACGGCAAUGUCAUUGUUAUCACACUCAACUACAGGGUUGGAAUACUGGGAUUUUUGAGCACAGGUGAUCAGGCUGCUAAAGGGAAUUACGGUCUGCUGGAUCAGAUUCAGGCUCUGCGUUGGAUCAAUAAGAACAUUGGAUAUUUUGGUGGCGAUCCUGGCCGCGUGACGGUGUUUGGCUCAGGAAUCGGAGCGUCCUGUGUCAGUUUGCUCACUCUUUCCCAUCAUUCUGAAGGUUUGUUCCACAGAGCAAUCAUUCAGAGUGGGUCAGCUCUGUCCAGCUGGUCUGUGAACUAUCAGCCUGUGAAAUACACACGUCUCCUUGCAGAGCGUGUCGGCUGUAACGUUCUUGACACACACGACCUGGUCCUUUGCAUGCAGAAGCGUAGCUACAAGGAAUUGGUUGAGCAGGAAAUUCAGCCAGCACGCUUCCAUGUGGCCUUUGGCCCUGUCAUCGAUGGUGACCUCAUACCUGAUGACCCUGAAGUGCUCAUGGAGCAGGGGGAGUUCCUUAAUUAUGACAUCAUGCUGGGCGUCAACCAGGGGGAGGGGUUCCGUUUUGUAGAGGGCGUGGUAGAGCCAGAGGAGGGUGGAGUUUCUGGCUCAGAUUUUGACUUUGCAGUAUCCGAUUUUGUGGAUGGUCUCUAUGGAUAUCCGGAAGGGAAGGACACGCUCAGAGAGACCAUUAAGUUCAUGUACACGGACUGGGCUGAUCGAGAUAAUCCUGAGACUCGUCGCAAAACUCUAGUGGCCAUGUUUACGGAUCAUCAGUGGGUAGAACCAGCUGUGGUCACAGCCGACCUGCACGCUCGUUAUGGCUCGCCAACCUUCUUCUACGCGUUCUACCAUCACUGCCAGAGCCCCAUGAAACCCCCAUGGGCAGAUUCUGCACAUGGUGAUGAGCUGCCCUACGUGUUUGGCAUUCCACUUAUUGGCCCGACAGAACUCUUUCCCUGCAACUUCUCCCGCAAUGAUAUCAUGCUGAGCGCCGUCGUCAUGACCUACUGGACCAACUUUGCAAAGACCGGUGAUCCAAACAAGCCAGUUCCUCAGGACACCAAGUUCAUCCACACUAAAGCAAACCGUUUCGAGGAAGUGACCUGGGCCAAGUACAGCCCCCAUGACCAGCUGUACCUUCACAUUGGGCUAAAGCCGCGUGUUCGGGAUCAUUACCGUGCUACUAAAGUUGCUUUCUGGAAGCACCUGGUACCUCACCUCUACAACCUGCAUGACAUGUUCCACUACACGUCCACCACCACCAGGGUUCCACCUCUUCUGACCACCCACGGCUCUCAUAGUGCAACGCCCCGCCCAGGGGCCAACAAGGUUCGUACCCCUGGUAAACAGCCCCCUCAGUCCACAGCACGCAGCGGGCCACUGGUCAUCGCCAAUCCGCGCGAUUACUCCACUGAGCUGAGCGUCACUAUCGCCGUCGGAGCUUCUCUCCUCUUUCUUAAUGUCCUGGCUUUCGCUGCGCUCUACUAUCGCAAGGACAAGCGGAGUCGUCAGGACACGCCCCCUCAGACAGCACCUCAGCGCCAGACCCCGCCCAAUGACCUCAGUUACUUGCCCACCUCCAUUUCAGGGGGUAACCAAGAAGAGGGAUCACUGUGCGACCCCCUACGUCUGACCCCAGCGUCGUCUCCGCGGGAUUAUGCGCUCACCCUUCGUCGGUCGCCGGAUGACAUCCCGCUCAUGACACCGAGCUCUGUCGCCAUGACGCCAAAUAGCGGCACUAUGACGCCCAACACUGCAACCUUGACACCCAACAGUGUUACCAUGACACCCAACACCAUUACGAUGUCCCCCAAUUCUUUGAUGGGGUAUCCCAGCAUGCACCCUUAUAACACCUUUACGCAUGGGUACAACUCCACCACUCUGCCCCACCCUCACUCAACAACACGCGUAUAACAUGCAACACAAACUAAUGCUCACUCACAACAAUGUUACAAAUCCCUACAACACAGCAACAUUACCGUAACCAGAUCAAACAGGUGCAAACUGUUAUACUUGUGUUUAAAAGUACAAUUGCAGGUGAAACUGAUACAUAACAUGAGCACAAUCACCUCACGUUUACUGCACUAACGUGAAUCAGUGCAACCCAUAAAUACAAACCAGGAUGAACUUAAACAGUAUAAUGGGUGUCAGUGCAACACACUAACAAACAUAUGAACACUGCUUCUAGUCUGACUUUUGUCUAGAGAUACAGCAUUCGCGUUAUACGAGUAGAAAUUUCUCCGUGGAACAAACAAAAACAAUGGUCAGACGCGAGGCGGCGCUGCAAUACCGCACCUGACUCUAGGUGGCACUACAGGACUCGAAAAUCCUGCAGGUGGUUGGCUCUGCAUAGGAGCACAGAGCAAGAACAGUAGAGGGCGCUGGUGUCACGUCAGCGCUUCAGAACACCAUCAUGAACCAACCAAGCACUUAUUAUAAGAUAUAUAACAUAAAAUAACAAACAUAUUAACUACUAUUGUACAGCUAUAACAUAUGUAUUAACGUCAAUGUACAGACAGCUUUUUUGAAUGUGUUGUAAGAAUGAUUUCUAAUCGUUUUUAAGAUCAGAUUAUUUCCAUAGCAAAUAAGAUCAGAUUGAUUUUGAAUCCUGAAUCGUUUUUUUCUUUAUAUCACACAAAAAAAAUGUAUUUUAAAAUGUUCUUUUUUCUCUAUGAACGGGUGAGUGGUACAUUUCGCUUUUGGUAUAACCAUAUGGUUGUAUAUUACACAAGAGAUCAAAUCAAUGUCUGUAUGGUUUAUGAUUAUUCCUGAGCGAGAGAGAGAGAGAGAGGAUCAAGCUUUAUAGUGUACAAUUUUCAAGUUAAACAUUUUUAGAUAAUUUGUGUCUUGCUAAAUGUUAUCAUUUUGUGAAAACGCUUUUUGAUCAUUUUAACUCUGUAUUGUAUCUGAGUUCGAUAGGUUUCGUGAAAUGUUAAAAAUUGAAAGCAUUGAGAUUCUUUUCAGUAUUUAUCAGUGAUAUGACAUCACUCAUACAGUAAUGUGACGUCACUCAUGCUGUGAUAUGACAUCACUCAUGCUGUGAUGUGACGUACAGGCUUUGCUGAGAAUUUAUGAUGUUACUCUUUCCUAUGAAACACGAAUGUGGUGAUAUGUUACGGACACAGGGCUUCUCUGAUGAAGGUCAUUCUGAAAUGUUGUGUUUACUUCGGAACUGCACAGGAGAUACAACAGUGUAGUAAUGGUGUCAUAUCCUGCCAGAUGGUUAGAUUAUUCGUGAUACUCCGUCCCUGGCAUUUAUUUUGUGCCAAAUUUGCGACACGGUUUCCUUGGCAACCAGCAGAAAGUUUGUCUGUUAAUGAGUUUGUGUGGAAGUUCAACAGCUUUAUAAAAGAAUUUGCAGUAUUUACAACAGUUGGAGUUCAUUUGGAAUUUGAAAGGGAAAGACAAAUGGAUGCACGGCGUCUCACGAAACUAGCGUGUCUCUCCUAGCUGAGGUUGACCUGUGUGCAUCUGCGCAGGUCUGGUGGUUUAACAGCUUGCAGAAGUCUGUUCUUUUAUACUCUGUACAUUUCUGCCUCAAGUUUGCAGUAAAUAUUGAGUUUGCCUAAAAUUCCUUUUCCUUCUUCAAAUUCACUGACUCUGAGCUGAAGUUUCAGAAUGUUUGUCUAGACACAAUCACAACAGGGCACAUCGAUCACAGGUUUGUUUGUGUGUAUGUUUGUGCGUUCAAGAACAGGUUUGGCUACGAGGGACAAAUAAAAAACCUAUUUAAAUGUCCUUUAAAUAUCCAAUAUGUGCCAAAAUAUAAUGAAACAUGUCCAAAACCAAUUUGUGUGGAUAUUUGAAGUUGACCUCACUAUUUGAA